Molecule: messenger RNA, 1254 nt
Organism: Dovyalis caffra
Lineage: Eukaryota; Viridiplantae; Streptophyta; Magnoliopsida; Malpighiales; Salicaceae
Source: the annotation of a GenBank genome assembly
AUGUGGAUGACUGACAAAAGAUAUUUUGUACUUACAUCACGUGCUGUUGCUGUGCGACUGGACUUGAUCUCAAAAGUUCAUGGGUUAGAACAAGUAGAAAAUUAUUUCAAUAAUAUUCCGGAAAAUUUAAAAGGACUUGAGAGUUAUGGUGCACUUCUCAACUGCUAUGCCUAUUUAAAAUCUGUGGAAAAAGCAGAGGCUUUGAUGCAGAGGAUAAGGGAAUUGGGUCUUGCCAGGACAUCCUUAAUUUACACAGUUAUGCUGAACCUUUAUUACAAAACUGGAAGCACUGACAAGCUUGACUCUCUGAUGCAAGAAAUGGAAGAAAAUGGCAUUUGUCAUGAUAAAUUUACGUAUUCGAUACGCCUAAGUUCGUAUGCAGCUGCUUCUGACAUUGAGGGAUUAGAGAAGACUCUAAUAAAGAUGGAAUCUGAUCCGGAUGUUGUUUUGGACUGGGCCACUUAUGCUGCUGUGGCUAGUGGUUAUACAAAAGUUGGGCUUAUGGACAAAUCUCUGAAAAUGCUGAAGAAAUCCGAGAGACUGGUUGCUGGGGAAAGAAGAAGCACACCAUAUGAUGCCCUUAUGACACAAUAUGCCACUGCUGGGACGAAAGAUGAUGUCUUGAGGAUUUGGGCACUUUACAAGAAGAAUGUUAGGAAUCGGAGAUAUAAUAGUAUCAUAACCUCUCUGUUGAAGUUUGAUGACAUUGACUAUGCAGAAAAGAUUUUUGAGGACUGGAAAUCCCAAAAUAUGUGUUCUGAUAUUGUUAUUUCGAACUACCUUAUUGAUGCUUAUUCUAGGAAAGGUCUUUUGGAGAAGGCUGAAACACUUCUGCAGAAGGCAAUAUCAGAAGGUGCAAAACCUAAUGCAAAGACAUGGUAUUCGUUGGCAAAAGGGUAUCUUCGGCAUAACCAAAUUCCAAAGGCAGCGGAAGCAAUGAAGGAAAUGAUGGUCUUAUCUGGACCAAAUGGAAAACCAAGCACUAGAAAUUGGGUUCCCUGUCUGCAGCUCUUGAUAGAGUGUGGGGACCUGGAUGGUGCAGAGGGCUUCAUAAAUUUACUCAAGGAAAAAGAGAUUAUUUCUUGGCAUAUUCAAGACAAAAUGUUGAGUUAUAUUAAAGAUGGGGACUCGAACUUAGAUGUUUUAAGUGUAGUCAAAGGUGGUUCUUUCGAUGGAAUCAGCAUCACACAUGAGUUUCCAAGUCCAGAUCAGACAGUGAUGCAGUGUCAAGUCGAGGAAUGCGCUGAGGCUUGA